Molecule: messenger RNA, 381 nt
Organism: Mandrillus leucophaeus (drill)
Lineage: Eukaryota; Metazoa; Chordata; Mammalia; Primates; Cercopithecidae
Gene: TMEM51-AS2
Product: chromosome unknown open reading frame, human C1orf195
Source: RefSeq, a predicted model, not a curated record
AUGCCAUCAUCCACUCUGUCCUGCAAACCUUUUGAUCUAAAAGAGCGGUCUUCCAGGUGUGGCCCCAAAUCAACAGCAUCAGCGUCACCCAGGAGCUGCCUGAAGCCCUCUUGUGGGAAGCAAUUUUGUCUACUCCUUUCUGUGAGAAGUUCUCAGUCACUGGCUCGCCCUGGGAGAGAGAGUGCAUGUGUUGUAAGCUACCAACAGACUUCCUCAGACACAGUGAGUCAGUCUGAACACACAGGCAAGGUUGCAGAGCUCCAUGGCCUUCGUCCCUCUUGGCUCAGCCAGGCACAGUUCCUCUUAGCCCAAGACAAAACUGCCUAUGCUGUUAAAUCAGUGGUUCUACCGGCUUCCAAUCAUAAAACCAAGGGGCAAUAA